CCUAGAGCAUUCCAGAGCACUCUAGAUUACCUUUCGAUUGUAAUUUCACUGGCGGCAAAAGGUGGUAAAAUGUCUGUUUCCCCACUGUGUCAUGGUCAGGUUUUGCCCACCUGUGACGUGAGCAGACUCGUGACCAUUCUCCCUACGCUCGAACCUACCUGCGACAUUCCAGAAAAGGUGUGCACUGCCAGUAUAUAGCCUAGCUCCUAUCUCCUUAGCUGUUAAUACCCUACCACAGUUGUAUCGCAGUGCUACGGACCUCGGCCGCCCCAUAGCAAACAACAUGCAGAUAGCAAACUCAAAGGUCCAUCUUUCCUCGAUCCCAGAUACCAUCAGUGCGCUGCAAACCAUCCUCGCGCGUUCACAAGCGAUCAUUCCUGAAAACCUCGAUACCCCAUAUUCCAACAUUCCCAAUACCGAUCACUCUGCCAUUGAGCUCAAAGACCAGAGCAUCAGUGCCAUCGUCACCGAACGCCAGCAGCAGUUGAAUACAAUUCUGCACGAAAUUUCAGACCUGCAAACCAUCAUGGAUAGUAUAAAAAAUCUUCGCCACCAACUUGUUAAGGAGAAGGACAAGAUCACUCGGUCCAUGAAUUUGCACAAGGGACUCACAUCGGCUCUCUGGCGCUUGCCAACUGAAGUCAUGUCCCACAUUUUCGUUUCCUGCCUCCCAGACACGAAGCACUUGUCGCUCGCACCGAAGAUAGCUCCUAUGCUGUUGACCCGAAUAUGCCGACGAUGGAGGGAGAUUGCUGUCGGCAUACCCAGUUUGUGGUGCAGACUGUCUUUGAGCGGAGACUUGCAGCGGGCGGCUUUUUACUAUGACUCGUGGCUCAAGCGAUCACGAGGGCGUCCGCUCUCGUUAGAACUCAAAUACUUCGAUCAUCACUUGACCAAGCUUCGAAGCCUUCUUCAGCCCUACAACAAUCAAAUCUCGUCUCUCUCUAUCCAUUUUUUCCGACACCCUGAACUUCUGUUAACAGACCUCCCUGCACUAGAGGAUCUGACCAUAAGCAUCUGUGAACCUUAUGCUAUACCAGCUAUUGCACAAUCUAUCUCGGGACAGGGGUUGACUCUACACGGUCUCAAGGUAAUGGGAAUGGUGUUCGACCUCCAGCGCUUAUCGUAUUUCAAUCCCGUAUGGCCGCAGCUGAAAAAUGUCGAAAUUGCGAUAUAUCAACCCAAUGCAGUCCUCCACUUGCUCCAUCUGUGUCCCAACCUCUCCUCGUUAACGAUUCGCACAGCAUUCGACGAUAUACAGGCAUUGGAGCCAUUCACGCACACUAAACUUCAAUCCUUACGCAUCGAUCAUAACUACGCCCCCACAAACCGUUUAUCCGGCCUGUUCAAUUCUCUAUCACUCCCCAAUUUACGCAUGCUAGAAGCUCGGCGUAUACGAACAUGCCCUCAUCAGGAGUUCAAGGCACUCUUGGUACGGUCAAAUUGUCCCCUGGAGAGCCUGAUUUUCGGCGCUGGAGUGAUGACGACAGAUGACCAGCGAGCAGAAUAUGUUGCCCUUAUAUCUUCUCUCAAAGUAGUAGUGGAUCCGAAGUGUUGUUAUGCCUUUGCAUAGUAAGACCACACAUUUCGCAGAAUGAUGAUAUUGGGCUUCACGGACUUCCGCUAUAAUAGUUACUUUAUACUCUAUGCCACACAUCAGCCUCAUAGUAUAUCUCUCUUCGCAGCUCUAACUUAGGAAUUUAUGCUUCGUCUAUGUCAAUGAUACUUAGGAGCAACCUUUAUAACCAACAA
Messenger RNA from Suillus paluster, 1752 nucleotides. RefSeq lists its product as uncharacterized. The transcript has 4 exons. Gene Ontology annotation, molecular function: protein binding. The coding region runs from base 284 to 1573 and encodes 429 amino acids. Lineage: Eukaryota; Fungi; Basidiomycota; Agaricomycetes; Boletales; Suillaceae. The record is from RefSeq and is a predicted model, not a curated record.